Heteronotia binoei (common prickly gecko) is the source of this 2022-nucleotide messenger RNA. It is a transcript of the gene ARMH4, whose product is annotated as armadillo like helical domain containing 4. NCBI's taxonomy places the organism in Eukaryota, Metazoa, Chordata, Lepidosauria, Squamata, Gekkonidae. The record is from RefSeq and is a predicted model, not a curated record.
GCACAUUUCCCCUCCAGUAUGAACGAGUCGACGGCGUCCCCCGCCCGUGUUGCCAUCUGCCUUAUUCUGCUCGGCUCCUGCAGCCUGCAAUGCCUCGCCUUCCGAAACACGGAGCGGAGGCAUGCCAGACGACUGCAGCAGCGGGCCGCUCUGGCAGAGCCUCGUUUAGGAGAUACAGACAAUGUGAGCGCAUCGAAUCCGGAAGGUCACUCGGAGUUGCCGGAGCAAACCGUCGGCGCCGCUGCUGCCUCUGAAACCCCAUAUGGAGCCUCAGCGGAACCAUCUGGGAUCUCAUUAACACCGUGGUUAAAGCGACGCCGCAAACUAUGUAGGGGUGACAUCUCCAACCCUAAUGUAAAGGACCAGGUAUGUAGUAGUACUGCGAGUGAAACAAUGGGCGGGGCCAGUGAAGGAGCUGCUCAUGAUUCCACAGGGAAUCCGGGAGGAGAUAUUUUUGAACCCAGCAUCCUGGAGGAAGGCGGAAGCAUAGGCCGCACUGGGGUACCCCCGUUGAUCACGGAAGACUCGCUGCUCGGGCUUCCCAGCGAUCGGUCCCCAAGUCUCCUGCCCUCUGCUGGGCAAUCGCUGCAUGACGUCGAGCGGGUCGCACAUGGAGACGGCCCCUCGCCGCCAACAGACACUACUGCAAAAUCCAAACUAGUUUCCACCGCCUUCGAUCAGGACGAGGACACCUUGGAUGGCUGGGGACACUCGCGAGUCACGCCUGGGGCUGCCACGGCCGUCCUGGCCACGGCACUUCCAAGCGACGAUUGGGAUGAUACAAAACUCGGAGCUGCCAGCCAGGCAAGGGAAACGACGGCUACGGCGGCGAGCCAAUCCCAAACGGUAGGAGAACCUUACCCGGGAGAGGGGGAGGAGGAAGAUGACGACGAGGUGAGAAGAGUCUUCCCACCAAGGUUAUUAGCCACCGCGGCGAAAGGAAGCCAAAAUCUUCAGACUGGUCCGGUCCGACCACCUUUGCGAACGAGUUGCAAAGACCCACGAGGCUGCUACUGCAAUAGACACGACCAAAUCGGAUGUCUUCCCAACCAGAGAGAUACGUUGAAAGGUGCUACGCAAGAGGUAGCAGCAGCCCUCCCCAAAACUGAUGCUGUGCUUUCCACCACCGUGCCUGGAGAUUUUCCUACCCAGGAGGCUACGGGAGAAGGGAGGGCGAGGGAACUGGCAAGCCACAUUCCCGAAGAUCUGGGGUCCUCGGUGUUGCCGGAGAAGCCAGAAAACUUUGUAACUCCAGCAUCUCCACUGGCUGCCGAUCUCUUCGUCAUCCCAACACCCGAGGCUGGAGGCCCCACCGCUGCCCUCGUAAAGAAAGAAGACGCUGCUGUUGAUGAAGCGCCCGCAACUCCGGCCGGAAUGUUGACCGGGGAGAUUCCAGGUGCCACUGUAGCCACAUCGGCUCUGGCUUCGGUGCCAGCUGCUGCAAGGAGAACCACCAUCCCGGCUGCGCAUCAGGUCACCACAGCUGCAACCUACGGUCUAGACGGGCUGGAAUCGGAAGAGGAGGAGGAGGAGGAGGAAGAUGAAGAAGAGGAGGAAGAAGAAGAACCAGAUGAAGAGGAAGAGGAGGAAGAUGAUGAGGAUGAAAAAGAUGCCAACUUGAUGAAUGAGAGCCUGGAGGGAGAUGCUGGCCAGGAUGGUUUCACUCUGCCUGAAGAGACAUCUCAAGACCCCUUGGAGAGCCUGGAGAAUCCUGUUGGGGAACUCUCUGGAGUGUCAUACCAGGUUCCAGGUGCCAUUGAAUGGGAAAGGCAGAACCAAGGCCUAGUGAGAAACUGGAUGAAGAAGCUGAAAGACAAGGUGACAUAUGUUCCCUGUACCUGGGCUUUCUCAUGUUCCCUGAACCUGGACUUUCUGUUUGCAACAGUCUCCGCCUCCUUCAGCAGCCAUGUUGUGUUUGGCUCCUCCUUCCUCAGCGGCCAUUUUGUGGUUGCGCCGCCCAACCCUGUGUCCGAAUUCCGGAAGUGUCCACAGGCUCAAAAAGGUUGGGGCCUCCUGGCUUAG